Priapulus caudatus is the source of this 1088-nucleotide messenger RNA. RefSeq names its product galectin-4-like. Gene Ontology annotation, molecular function: carbohydrate binding. The coding region runs from base 1 to 891 and encodes 296 amino acids. Lineage: Eukaryota; Metazoa; Priapulida; Priapulimorpha; Priapulimorphida; Priapulidae. The record is from RefSeq and is a predicted model, not a curated record. The transcript is spliced from 6 exons.
AUGGUGGUCUAUGUAAUGGAAGAUGAUUACACAUUCAAGCGCGCUGCCAAUCCAUCUGCUAGACUUUUAAGAGUGGGCUAUGCUGUGGGCCAACGCCAUUUCCCUCGGCUGCGACGUCGCGCUCUGUCGAUGGAAAUGCACAUUCUUGCUAAGGAAGGUCACAAGAAGUCUCACACUCAAAACCACCUAUCCGAAACAGAGUCGUCGCUUUAUAACGUGCGGAGGAAGCAGCUUCCCAUUUCAGGCGCCGGAAGCAGCUUUCGCAGGAUCAUACUUGAUAGAAGCCUGGAAAUUUAUAAAUUGAAUAGGAAUCACUUCGCAGACUUCAGCACUUGGAAGCAUGUCAUACCUAUUUCGGCUGUGACAGAUCUAACAAUAGAGGGAGAGAUAAUCAUAAACUCUGUUAGAUUCCAGGUGCAGCCACCGCCCCAAUCCCAAGUCGUCUACCUACCAAUGCUGCAGCCCGUACCUUACCUGAAAGCAAUACCAGGAGGGCUACGCGUUGGGAGCAUUAUCCAGGUGUCUGCCUAUCCUCAACAAACUGCAAACGACAAGCUCGCCGUUAGGUUUCUGUGCGGACCACAUCCAGAUAAAUCUGACAUCGCGUUCACGUUCAGUCCUCGCUUUAAACGGCCGCUGCACAUCAUCCGCAACUACAGAGUGAACGGAAAGUGGGGCGCCGAGGACCGCACUAACUAUGGAGAUCACGACUUCCCAUUUCCACGAGGCGUUCCAUUUGACCUGGUGAUCAACUGCGACGCGGACGAAUUCCGCGUGACGUGCAAUGGCAAGCAUCUGAUUAACUUUUCAUAUCGUGUCAAGCCCCUGCAGAAAAUAGUCAACGUAGAGAUCAUUGGUGAGGUUUGCAUUCAGAAUGUGCGCAUUCUAUAGAAUAUGCGUUGGCGCGUGAUGAGGCGUUCGCUACCUUCGAAUCUUAAGCAGACGAAUUAUUGCUAUUUGUAACUAAUUACUGUUGAAGAAAUUCCAAUCGCGCGGCGAAGCGAUUACCCUUAUUGUUUAACUGUGACGAACACAUAACAUUAUUUGAACGAAGAAAGGUCUCAUAAUUAUGUUGAGUAAAAUAAGUA